UCUUCUUCAUCUUCUUCUAAUUUUUCCCUCUCUUCUUUCCUAUUCUAAUCUAUUUUAUAUAAUCGCAAUUACGAAUUUUAAUAUUCCACCAUAAUCAAUAAUCGAAAUCUCUUCAAUGAAAACCAAUUGAUUCCAAAAUCUACAAGAAAAAUUCAAAUUCAAAUUCUAUUCUCUUUUUCGAAUAUCAUCAUUUUCUCUCUCAUUCUAUUUCUCUCUCUUUCGCUCUCCUUUCGAUCUUUUAUUUUCCUCUGUCUAUUUAUCCAGAAUUUCUUUCAGUCUCUUUGUUAUUAAAUUUAAAUUCUCUUGUAAAUUAAUUCUCUCUCCUUGUUGAUUGUGAUUCUAUUGAAAGAGAAACAGUUUUCUAACCUGAUUGUGGUAAUUAAAGGUUUUCCUUUUUCUUUUUGGUUUGUUAAUUGUUCCAAUAAAUGAUGGCCAGUGAUGGUGAUCAUCAAUCACAAGCAACUACCAGUGGAACCUCAACAACAAUUCAACAUUCUGGUGGUAAUGGCGGUGGUGGUGGUGCAAUUAUAUUAGAUUGUCCUGAUUUAGAGAAACCAAGUGAUUCAAUUGAUGAUCUGAGAAAAGAAAUUGAAAGAUUAAAAUCAAGAUUAGAAGAGGAGAGAAAAAAAUUAAAUGAUGUUACAUUUUCACAAGUAGCUCAACGAUUAGAAAUUCUUGGAACUCUUAAUAUAAAACAAAGGAGAGUAUUAAAAGGACACCAAGGAAAAGUAUUAUGUUCAGAUUGGUCUCUUGAUAAGAGACAUAUUGUCAGUUCAUCUCAAGAUGGUAAAAUGAUUAUUUGGGAUGCAUUUACCACUAAUAAGGAACACGCGAUUAGUAUGCCAACAACCUGGGUAAUGUCCUGUGCAUAUGCACCUUCCGGGACCAUGGUAGCUUGUGGAGGAUUGGACAAUAAAAUAACUGUUUUUCCAUUGAGUAUAGAAGACGAUGCUCAAGCUAAAAAGAAACACGUAGGAACUCAUACUAGUUACAUGUCCUGUUGUCUUUUCCCUGGCACUGAUCAACAAAUUCUAACUGGUAGUGGGGAUAGUACUUGUUCACUAUGGGAUGUUGAAUGUUCCACUUUAAUUCAAAAUUUCCAUGGUCAUCUUGGUGAUGUUAUGGCCAUUGAUCUCUCUCCUUCUGAAACUGGCAAUACUUUUGUCUCUGCCGGAUGUGAUAGACAAGCAUUAAUUUGGGACCUGAGAACGGGACAUUCAGUGCAAUCAUUUGAAGGACAUGAGUCCGAUAUCAAUUCUGUAAAGUAUCAUCCAAGUGGAGAUGCAAUUCUUACCGGAUCAGAUGAUGCCUCUUGCCGUCUUUAUGACCUACGUGCUGAUCGAGAAGUAGCUGUCUUUUCAAAAGAAAGUAUGUUUUUCGGUGUAAACUCGGUCGAUUUUUCAGUUAGUGGUCGUAUCCUGUUUGCCGGUUACAAUGAUUAUACUGUGCACAUUUGGGAUGCGUUGAAAUGCCAACGACUCUGUAUUUUAUAUGGACAUGAAAAUCGUGUCACUUGUAUCAAAGUCUCUCCCGAUGGAACAGCUUUAUCCACUGGAAGUUGGGAUUUUUCUCUUAGAAUUUGGGCUUAGAAUGUUUUAUUAUUGAUUCAUAGUAAACAAAAGAUAAUCGAGCCAAUUACACAAAAGCAUCUCCUCUCUUUUCAAAUACAUUCACUCACUCGCACCAAACAAUUUACAAUCUGAUGAUUGAUUUGAUUUACAUUAUCAAACAUCAAUUAACAUGGAUAGAAAGUGAUAAGACAAUAAUUGAAAGGAAGGAGUUGAAAUUUCCUUUGAGAAAUUGUUUUUUUUCCAUGACAAUUAGAAAGUGAUCUAAUAAUAUGAGGACUAAUUACUUUUUAAUUACAUUAGCAUGGAAAUGAAAUUGUUACAUUAAGACGUUACAAUGAUUUAUUAUAAAAUUUUACUGUUUAUUAUGUAAAUAUUGAAACUAUUACAUACCUUGAAUUGAACCUCAACUACUACACAAUACAAGACAUUAAUGGUGAUCAUCAGCUGAUUGGACUGACUGUUCAUUUUGAUUCGGACACACAAACAAUUAAAAUUAAGGAACCAAAGUUGGUCAAACAAUUUACCCAAAGACCAACAAUCGGCCAUUUUCUCUCUCUCUCUCUCUCUCUCUUUUUGUACAUUGAUGAACAAACUCCUACCAUAGACUAAGAAAAUAACAAUUUGUUGAUCAAUCAACGAUAAUCAA
Molecule: messenger RNA, 2217 nt
Organism: Panonychus citri (citrus red mite)
Lineage: Eukaryota; Metazoa; Arthropoda; Arachnida; Trombidiformes; Tetranychidae
Gene: Gbeta5
Product: guanine nucleotide-binding protein subunit beta-5a-like
Exons: 9
Coding region: 426-1589 (387 amino acids)
Biological process (GO): G protein-coupled receptor signaling pathway; G protein-coupled dopamine receptor signaling pathway
Cellular component (GO): cytoplasm; heterotrimeric G-protein complex
Molecular function (GO): protein binding; signaling receptor complex adaptor activity
Source: RefSeq, a predicted model, not a curated record